Messenger RNA from Galleria mellonella (greater wax moth), 3544 nucleotides. RefSeq lists its product as uncharacterized. The transcript is spliced from 11 exons. The coding region runs from base 133 to 1305 and encodes 390 amino acids. The record is from RefSeq and is a predicted model, not a curated record. Lineage: Eukaryota; Metazoa; Arthropoda; Insecta; Lepidoptera; Pyralidae.
UCGACGCUUGGAGCGGCAGUGUCGCUGCGUCCCGCGCUCCGACCGGUACGCCAUGCCGCGCUGACGCCUCGCCGACCACAACCACUAUAACUAAGUGUCAGAAACUCCGUGACAGCUGUCAAGUGAACCAUAAUGUGGCUCGUGUGGACUUGCCUCUUCGCCAGCUACCUGCUGGCGACAAGUGCGCAGAAUGCAGAUGGCACAACUGAUUUUACGCCUGUUGUUAACGCGACCUGUAAAUCGAAUGUUAUGUCCAUCAGAGUGACUUUCAAUCAACCAUUUAAUGGCAUCAUACACGCAAGAGAAUUCAGAACUCCAUCAUGCAUGAUCCAGGGCAACGGUACCGAGACUCUCAACUUCGAUAUCAACUUAAUGGCGACACAAGGGUCUCCGGAUUAUUGUGGUGUAUUUUGGAACAAUCGUACAGAUGAACGAUCCCUCCCUCUCGCAGUCCGCGUGCAUCGGACUCUGGAGUUGGCUGAUGACAAGUUCUAUGUCAUUACGUGCGGUAAAGCGGGAUUCAGAAAUUCGAGAAACGAAACAUCCCUCGUGUCUUUAAGAAUGUUAAACCCACAGGGGGUAAAAGUUUUGAACGCUGCUUUUGGACUUCCAUACACGCUUCGCGCUGAACUAAGCAAAUCAGACGGUACUCACGGAAUCAGAUUAAAAAAAUGUUUUGCAUUCAAUAUGCGUAACAAUACUGUAGAGCUUUUGGACAAUAGAGGAUGUCCGCUGAAACACGACACAAUCGUUACGAAGUCUGAAAACGGCGUAGCGGAGCUCGUCAUAGCGUCGAUGUUCCGAUUUCCUGACUCGUCACAGGUUAACUUUCAGUGUGAUAUCGCUGUCUGUUCAGGAAGUUGCAAUACAAUAGACUGCACGUCAGACAACCGUUCAGAUCCGGGAGAUGAAGAAGGCACUGUGACAGCCUCCACUGGUGUAUUCGUUUUGGAUCCUAAUGAUAACGCUGUGGUAAUGUGCUCGGAGACAGGCGUGCGGCCAUUGUGGCUGCUUUACUUGGCCAUCGCUCUCGGCGUCAUGUUUCUUGUGAUGCUGCUUAUCAACUGCUUCCUCUGUACCGCCAUGACUUGUUCGUGUGCGAGAACUGACGUGAUCGAGAAAGACCCGUCGGUGGUGGAGGACUACGACCCGUACCGCAGCUGGCACGGCAGCCAGUACGGCGGCAGGUAUCCGUCAUCAACUAUACAUUCGGCGAGAUCCGUAUCAGACAACAGCGAUCACUACGCGAUAGUGCAAUCAAGGCCUGGCAGUCGUCACUCAGGUAUGCAUCGAAACAGGCAUUAAGCAACAGGUAACAGUUAUGGUACUUUGAAUGUGGGACACUACAAUAUAUGAAAUUAAUUAUAAUCACAAAUGAAGAAAUAAUAAUGAAUAUUUGAUGCCUGAUAAAAUUACGUUAGUUUAUGUAAAUAAGACGGUAGAUACUUUUUGACAUCACAGAAUUUGUACAUCUAAUAUUGAAUAAUAAAUAACCUUUAUAUGAACACAAAUGACAACCGAAUGGUGCUCUAAAGUAAUUAAAUGUAUUACAUUAUAAUAUAUUAAUAGGUGCAAGCACCGGAACAUAAAUGCAUAUUAUAAUGAAUUUAAGAAGUGCCAUUAUGAUUCAACGUACCUUAGUGGCUUCAACGCCAUUUUAGAUAAUAUUUGUAUACAAAUACCUGACUAUUGCAACGAAACCGUCCAAUUUCUAGUAUUCGUAUAUAUUAAAUUUAGAUAUAAGUACUUAAUAGUUCAAUCUUAUAUAUUACCUACUGAUAAAGGGCCUGUAUAAAUACUAAAUAGAUCUACCAACGAAGGGGUUAAAAUAUAAGAUAAGACAUAUGAAUAGUAUUUUGUGUCGUUAGUUAAAUUAUAUAUAUAUUUUUUUUUAUUAAAACAAAAAUUUAACACCAAUACGUAUAUAAGCAAUACAUAUACUUACUAUGUAAUUAUAAAUAUGUAGAUAUAUAUAGAAAAAUUAAAGUUAGAAGUGAAAAAAAACCCUAAUCUCCAAAAAGUUUAUAUGUCCAGCUAUUUAAUAGAUGUAAACGGUUUACAAGCAAGUAGUAAUCUAUACUACGUAAACUGUAAUCCGCUGGUGUAUAUAAUAUGAAAAACAAUGAUUCGAUGAUUGUAAUUUCAUCACAGGACAUAUUUAUAAUUACAGAAAGAAAUAUAUAAUGUUUAUAAUUAUAUAAAAAGUAACUUUAAAAAGAAAACAAGAUAUUAAAUAUUAAAAUUACGUAAGUAAAACAGCACUUUUGAUAGACGAGAAUCGUUAGCCUUACGAGCAUAUUUAUAAAUGUAAGGCAUAUUAUGUAUUAUGUAAUUGCCAAGUGUGCAUGUAUUCGCUUACUUGCAAUGUGUUUCACAUUAUGUGAGAAAUAAUAAUAAAACAAUUAAAUAUUUACCUACGUGCGAUAUAAUUCAGAUAAAACUACCAUAAAUUAUAAAAAUGCUAAGACGGCUGGUUAAUAUCUGCUUGUUAGUGAUCAGUUCAGAAUUUAUCCAUAUUGCGUUUAUAAAAUUCAUAUAAGACAUAUCAGUGGUCGAUUUACAUGUAAUUAAUUACAUAGGAUAAAAUCGUCAUUUUUACUGAUGAACCUGAACAUUUUUUUCCAAAGAAAACUUGAAAAUAUUAAUUUGAAAGUAUUUUAGUUAAAAAGCUUUAAUUCAUUCACUUCUUACCCCAUAUUUUUUUUAUAAAAAAUGUUCAUUAGUGACUUAAAAGAAUGUUAAUAAUAUCAAUCUCACUGUCUAUAUAAACAUAUUAGUACGAGUACAAUUUUAGUUAAUGCCAAUGCUAUCCAAGUAGAUGUACCAAAAUUAUUUCUUUCAAAUUUCAUUGAUUUAUAUUUUGAUAUUUGACUAUGCUGGAUAAAAUAUUUCACAUUUCUUCAAUUCCGGUAGGUACAGGCCAUAAAUCUAAAUUGAGAAACACAGUAAAAAUAUACUAACUUGAUAUUAUAUUUCACGAUUUCUGAACUGACCAUGACAUGCUUAUUAACUAUGUAUUUGUUGCAAAAGUUCCUUUGAUCAUUUUAAUUAAGUAUAAUAAAUAUAUCCAAUUGUGAUACAACUGUCUAUACAUAUUUUUAUCGUAGAAUAUUUUAUACAUCUCUUUAAUUAACUGGUUUUGAUCACAUGGAACUUUUGACGACUACCUAUUUUUAAUAAGUAUAAAAUACUUAUACCACAUCAUAACUGUGAAAUAAUUUAAGUACCUUACAUAUUAAGUAGAUUUUAACGUAACAGGUUUUUUAGCUUAAUCGCUAAUAUUAUAUUUUAGGUUCUGUGAAUUUAACUAGACAGUUUAUGUGUGUGUAAUAUUAAAAUAUUAAAUUAUGUAUUAAAGUCAUCAGUUAAAACAUGUGUCCACAGCAAACUUAUAUAAUAUAAAAUUGAUAUGAAAUUUUGAUAUUUAUUGAAACGAAGUAUACCUAAAUACAGAAUAAUAAAUGAGCCUACAUGUUUUAUAGACAUUUAUAUUAAAUACGUCCAAUAGCAACGUGUGACUGAUAUCAAUAAACUAUUUAACACA